CUAAUUAAAAACCGAUCUCUCAUCGCUCCCGUUUUCUGAUAUGUCGCGUGGGAGAUCUAACGAAACCCGCUUUGAGGUCACAUGUGAGUGAACUGGAACUUAUGAAUUUAUAAUGAUAUGCAAAUAAGUUUACGACCUAUCAAUAAGCCAAUCAAAAAAGUUUUCCUUUUGAUCUUUUGGAUUGAAUGGGAAAAUGGCGGACGAUACAAUGGAUUCGAUGAUUACAGAAGUUUGUGCAUUAUUUGGAGUAGAAAUGUUAAAAUUUGAGCAAAGAGAAAUUGUCAGAUCACUUUUAGCGAGAAGAGACUGUAUGGCUGUAUUACCGACGGGAUUUGGAAAGUCACUCCCGUACCAGAUUUACCUUCCUUUGAUACGGAGGAUGAAAGCUGAGCCUGAACCCACUGAAGUGUUCACUCCAGAAACUGUCAACAAUUUAGAGAAGCUUGACGUAGAAGAGAAAAUAAUUGUCUGUUGUCCACUUGUAUCACUUAUGAACGACCAAGUAAAGCGUCUAGAAACUGUACCUGGAUUGAAGUCAGCCUUUAAAGGCAACUCUGAAGAAGGUGAUCAACAGAUAAAAAACGGAUCAAUUGAUGUCAUAUUUGCAUCUCCUGAGACACUGGUUGGCGAUCCUUAUUGGAGGUCACAACUCCAGCAGCUUUCAGUAGGAUUGAUAGUUCUAGAUGAAUUUCAUACCAUAACAACAUGGGGAGGUGAUGAAGAGACAGAUGAGCAGGAAGCAUUUAGGAAGUGGUUUAGAUACAUAGGAGAGAUGAGAGCAAUGUUUCCAAAUGCUACUGCAUUAGCAUUGAGCGCUACUUGCACCAACAAGAUAAAAAAGCAGGUCAUGAAAAUCCUGAACUUUAAAACAGACAACACUAUGUUUUUGAAUGUGUCUCCAAACAAGAGCAAUAUUAAACUUGUUGUUAAAAAAAUUGAAAAUUCUGUUGACACUGCAAUGUUUUGGCUUAUAGACUCUCUUGAACGUUUAGGACAGGAUUUUCCUAAAACAUUGAUAUAUGCCAACAGCAUAAAUAAAGUUUCAAAAUUGUAUAAAUACACUACAACUGAGGUGCCAAUGUGUAAGUCUCUGGUUGAAAUGUUUCAUUCUGAAACAUCCGACAAAAAUAAAAAUAAAAUAAUAGAGGCUAUGUGUCAAAUGUCUAGUGAUAUUAGAAUUGUAUUUGCAACCACUGCAUUAGGAAUGGGUAUUGAUGUAGUAGCAUGUCAUAGCAUCAUACUAUACGGGUCACCGAGAAGGAUACUGGAUUUAGUUCAGGAAAUAGGAAGAGUGGGCAGGGACAAUACCAACUCUGUUGCAAUUUUACUGCACAACUCCUUCCAUUUAAGAAGUGUCAACAAGGAAGUCAGGACAGUAUUCACAAAAAAUACUUGCAGAAGACAGGUGCUGAUGAGUAAUUUCUUGCAAGAUACUGAGUUGGAAGAACUUGCUAAAAAAGAAUGUAACAAGCACACUUGUUGUGAUAAUUGUGCCAAAAACUGUUCAUGUGGGGAUUGUGAAAUUCUGCAAAUCGAAUCUUUAAUUGAAAAUGUUGAAACUGUGCCACAUGACAGUGAUAGCGACACAAUUGAGUAUGAGUACAAUGCUGCAGCUGAUGAUGGUGUUGAAUUGUUUAGUUCUGAUGAUGAUUUUUUGGCAGAAUUGGAUGAAAAUGUUUGAAAAGAAAUAUCUGCCUUCUAUUUUUUCUUGCAUUGUGUUAAGGUUUACUGGGAUUGCGCUUUUAAAUGUGAUAGCAAUUGUUUAAGGUUUACUAUUUAUAUAUACUGUAAAUUCAGAAAUUAUUGCAUGCAUUUAUAUUUAUAUUUUUGUCAUUUUAGACUAAAUUGCGAUUUGAGUUUUUGCGAUAUUGAGAAAAAUCCUGUUUAAUUCAUAUAAAAAAUUUCAAAAUGCAAGUUCAAAUCAUUGCGAUUAUAACCCUGUCGCAUUUUUUGCAAUAAUAAAAACAUCCCAAUAAUUUCUGAAUUUACAGUAUCUUAUCAGCAAAUGAAAUUCAGUAUCAGGAAGCUUUGAAAUCAAAGUGCAUUCCCAGCUGGCUGCUAC
This is a messenger RNA of Mytilus californianus (California mussel), 2062 nucleotides long. Its product is annotated as bifunctional 3'-5' exonuclease/ATP-dependent helicase WRN-like. The transcript has 3 exons. NCBI's taxonomy places the organism in Eukaryota, Metazoa, Mollusca, Bivalvia, Mytilida, Mytilidae. Bases 194 to 1681 code for a protein of 495 amino acids. Gene Ontology annotation, cellular component: chromosome; nucleus; nucleoplasm. Gene Ontology annotation, molecular function: nucleic acid binding; four-way junction helicase activity; 3'-5' DNA helicase activity. Gene Ontology annotation, biological process: double-strand break repair via homologous recombination; telomere maintenance. The record is from RefSeq and is a predicted model, not a curated record.